GCUUGUGGAAAUGAAAGCAUCACAACAUUUCCUGAAAACUAUUUCAGAUAUAUAUUUCAUAACACCUCUCUACCCACCUUAGGAGGAAGCUGAAAGCUGACGUAUCCACAGCCUUUCCCUCUCUGUCUGUGGAGGAACUGUCUGAGUUGGUCCCAAACAAGGAGGAGCUGAAUGUAGUGAAGAUUUAUGCCCACAAGGGAGAUGCAGUGACCCUCUACGUACUUCAUAAGAACCCAGUGUUCUUUGAGCUGGAGAAACGCCUCUAUCCCACAGGUAGGGUUACAGUCAAGUGGCAGAGAUGCACUGACCAUAUAAUUCAGAAAAAAAGGGAAAUCUUGACUGUACUGUAUGUCUUGUUGGUUUUCAGUGUAUACGCUUUGGCAUUAUCCCCAUGUCUUGCCAGCAUUCACAACAUGGCCUCCAGUGCUACAGAAGCUGGCUGGAGGGGCAGGUAAGGUUAUUUGUCUUAUGUAAAACCUGGACUAAUAUUAAUCAAUGUAUCAGUCAUUAACAUGUAUUCUGAAACUCUAUCCUCCCUGCUCCUCCACAGAUCUCAUGCUGCCUGGAGUGGUGGUGCCUCUAAGUGGUCUCCCAGAGGUGAAGAAGGGGGACUGCUGCGCUGUUAAAGUUGUUAGCAACAGGUAGGCCUAAGCUAAUCACUGAUUGGCUGUUACCGCUGUCUAUAAUGAACACAUUGACAAUGGCAGGCUUCAUAUUCUUGUUCAGAACGUCCUGGUUGUUUCUUUCCAGGGCUCCCAUGGCAGUGGGCACUGCCACCAUGUCCAGUGCUGAGAUGCGGAGCUUGGGCAUGAAGGGCAGAGGGGUGUCAGUCCUCCACACCUACCUGGACAGCCUGUGGUGAGUGCCUGGUCAACCUCAACACACACACACUGAAGCGUGGUCAGACUGUCAAUGAUUAUAACCCUGACACAACAUUUGUUUGUCAAUAGCUAGGUUUCCAUCCAAUUACGGACAGAUUUUCAUGCGUAUAUUCUAAAAUCCACAUCAAGAAAAUAUCCGCAUUUGGUGUGUUUCCAUCCAACAGACUUGUUGCGGAUUAAAAUUAGUGCGUGAUGACGUUUUGCAAACAAAAUGACACUUUUUCGCUUAAGUUUUCAUGUACCGAAUAGCCAACAGCUUGCAGAAACAGUGUGGUUAGUCUAGUCUACAUGAUGAUAUUAUUAUGGAUAAGAGCGAGAAUAUUUUUAUUUGUGGAACGGCAGUCAAGCAUCGAUCAUCAUGUCACCAGAAUAAGACCCUUGAUAUCUAUUGGAAAGGAUCAUCAAGAUCACUGUGCACUUUCACCACCCUGAGAAGUUCCUCAUCACUUAUUUCAUCUGUUACUCUCUUUAGGGCAUUUGGAGACAAGUCUGGUCCUCCCUCCAUUCCUGAUGUGGACGCUGAGGGUGUCGAGGCAAUGUAUGGAGAAGAGGAGGAGGAUGAGGAUGAAGAGGCAACAGAGGGGGUUGAAGAGGAACCGUGUCCCAACUCUGAUGGUGACAAGGCCACAGAUGCCCCCUGUCCUGGUAUCCAGGAGCUCAGCCUGGCUGACAGGGAGGAGGGGGAGCAGGGGAAAGAAGAAGGAGAAGAAUACCCAGAGGACCCGAGGAGCCAACAAGGUAGCUAUUACUGCUCAAAUGGAGAUCCAGUAAGAGGAGAGUUUGGCAGUUAUUAUGAUAUGUGUCCAUGUGUUUGGGUCUAAGGGAAUUGAGAAGAGUUCUGGUAUUCUUUGCUCUAGUGUUCUGUUAAUAUUUUAUUCCCAACACAAUUACAUUGUCCUUAACAAAUCAAAAUCCUUAAAACAAAGAGAUUGAUGGCAAACAUAUUUGAUUUUAUGUGUAUUUCUUUGAAAGCAAGUAUCUUAUUGCAUAAAAGAGUCAUGAAUUGACAAACAAAAAAAGAGAGAAUUACAGUGUAUAUCACAAACAUAGUCCUGUCCUUACAGAGCAGAUGGACGCCCUGCUGCUGCAGUGUUUCCUCCAGGCGCUCAAGAGCAAAGUGAAGAAGUCAGAGCUCCCCCUGCUGACCAGUAGCUUCCUGCGCAUCCACAUGUUCUCCUGCUGGUGAACACUACUCGGGGACAUUGAGUUUCCCACUGACAUCAGUGCAUAAAUGCAAAAGUUUGAGUUGUGUGCAUGUGGCCUAUCUCAAGUUAGCAUUCUGCUUAAAAGAAGUAGCUUUGAACUGAAUAUUCAUACAUUUUGUUUUGUUUUACAGUCCAAGUGGAAAGCAACUUGACAUCAAGAAAUCAAGCUAUAAAAAGGUAACCCGUCUUAGAAUAAGAGUGGUCCUCGACUUGACUUGUAAAGGACGUCUCAUUUCAUAAUGCUAUGAUGUUUCUAAUAAACUUGAAUCGUGAAUUUUGGAAAGAGGAUGGCAAAACCCAGACAUUUUCAAUUUGACUAUUCAUCAAUAAUCACUGAAUUAUCCCUUAAAUCCUAAAUCUAAUGUUUUGGCCCCAGUUAUCCAAGUUCCUUCAGAGCAUGCAGCAGCAGCACAGCCUGGUGAGGGUGAAGGAGCUGAGUAAAGGGGUGGAGAGCAUCGUAGAGGUUGACUGGAAGAACCCAGCGUGAGUAUAUCCUCUUCCACCUACGGCAUUUAUGGGGGGGACUUGAGAUUAGCAAUAGUGAAGUGUUUUUUUUAUACUGUCUUUUCUGCUGCAUCUAGACUGCGCUCCUUCCGCACCCCAGAGGAUCCUGGGAUAGAGGAGGCCCCAGUGGAGGUGGGAGGAGUGGAGGGUGAGAAGCCCUACCAUCCCCCUGAGAUCACUACUCUCUACAUGGUGUCCUCUCGUCUGGAGCCUCUGUUUCAAGAUGCCAAGAAGAGGUGAGUCUGGGUACAUGCCUGCAAGCGUCUGUGUAGUCUUUUUUUAUGUUUUUAAGUAAAUGUUUUGAGUUGUACUGACAUGUCGGUGCUCUCUCUCAAAGGAAAGGAACAGUACUCCAACCAGCGGAAGUGAGAGAAAUCAUCACAGAUUAUGUGAAGAGGAACGAGCUGGUGGAUGAGAAGAAUAAAAAGUGAGGAGAUUGCAUGGAUUCAAAGCUUUCACUUUCAUUCAGGAUUUAAGACUUUCAAUAUCCAGUUGUUUGGGAGAUUCACUGCCAGCGCAAAUAUCUGUUCAAGGUGGUAGCUAUCAACUCUCCUAUAUUAACACAGUCUGUGUGAACUCCACCAGUUAUGUCAUCAUUAACCCGAUCCUAUGUGACUGCCUACUGGAGAAGUCAGAGUACCAGGAGGUGGAGGCACUCAAGUGGGAUGACCUCUUCAGCAGGUAAACAGCUAUGGGUAGUGAAACACUGGCCUGAAGUCAUGCUGCAUCACGCCUUGGAUUAUGAUUUAACACCACCAUCUUGUGUCCACAGGACGCUAUACAAAAUGCAGCACUGCCACCAGCUGGUGUUCCCUGGCCAGCCACCCAUAAUAAAGAAGGGCCACAUUGAGCCCAUAGACAUCUCUGUGGCCUCCAGGGGCUCCAACAAGAAGGUACACCCAUGACAACAUGUUUUUAAAGCAGCACUCCUCAAUCUUUGUGAUUUUAUAAUAAAAUAUCCUUCCUUCCUCCCUUCUCUUUAGGUGACAAUGAUAAAGAACCUGGAGGUGUAUGGUCUGGACCCCAUGGCGGUGUCAGUCGCCCUGCAGCGCAGAGUCCAGGCCAGCUCAGCCCUGAACCCCGUCCCGGGCUCCAAGGACCGAGUCCUGGUCCAAAUACAGGGAAACCAGGUCCAGCAAGUCUGCAAACUGCUACUAGGUUCGGAAAUAUGUCCUCUUGGAAACCUCAUGACAAGACUGUCUUGAUUCCGGCUCUUGAUUUAACAGGUGUUUAUGUGCAUCAUUUCUAAGGCUUUUUCCCCACUUUUUUUUGCAGAUAAGUAUCAAAUUCCCUGCAAGUACAUCCAGGGACUAGACAACAAAGUUCAGAAGCCUGGGAGGAAGAAAUAGUAGAACUUCAAUAUUUCAUCAACGUGUAUGUAUAGCUGUGCAGAAAAAGCCAAACAACAACAACUAAUUGUUUAUCGUUCAUGAAAUAAAGUCUACUCCAGGAUUUGGCUAAA
Messenger RNA from Coregonus sp. 'balchen', 4052 nucleotides. NCBI's taxonomy places the organism in Eukaryota, Metazoa, Chordata, Actinopteri, Salmoniformes, Salmonidae. The record is from the annotation of a GenBank genome assembly.